AUGUUCGCCCUCAGGGCCGCGGCGGGGCUCAUCCACGACUGGGCCAGCGCCAACCUGGAUAGGGUGUUCUGGGUGUUUGCCCUCUACACAGCUGCCUCCUGCGGCAUCCUAUCCCUAGCCAAGCGCCUCGCAAAGCGCCUCGCGCGCGUGCCGCUGCUGCCCCCGCCCUCGACGCUCCGCCGCUGGGCGCGGCGGCUGCGGCCGCGGCGGCGGGGCGCCGGCGCCGCCGCCGCCGCCGGCGUCGAGGCAUUGCAAGAGUGCGUCGAGGGCUUCGCGAAUCGCGGCCUCGGCGGCGGCAAGGAUCCCUGCGAUGCGUGGCUGCGGCCGCUGGAGGGGCCCGUGUGCUUCGCGGCGGACCACCUGCUUCCUACGCAGGCGCGUUCGGCCGGGGGCAGUGGCGGGGCGGGGCGCGCCGGGGCGGGGCGGAGGGGAGGGGGUGGCCUGCGGGCGGUAUGUGCGGGCGCCCGCGCGUUCGGUUGUGUGCAGCAGCCGCGCUGGAGGGGCCACGAAGGCCUUAGCACAGCAAAGCAGCCUGGAGCGCGUAGCCCGCACGCAUCACCCUGA
Messenger RNA from Monoraphidium neglectum, 564 nucleotides. RefSeq lists its product as hypothetical. Bases 1 to 564 code for a protein of 187 amino acids. The transcript is spliced from 3 exons. The record is from RefSeq and is a predicted model, not a curated record. NCBI's taxonomy places the organism in Eukaryota, Viridiplantae, Chlorophyta, Chlorophyceae, Sphaeropleales, Selenastraceae.